AUGCGUGAAUUUAUAAAAAAUAUUUAUGUCUCGUUAUUUUAUAGAUCGCGAACGUUUUGUGGUGGUUUUAUAUAUCUAAAUAUUAUGAAAUGUUAGAUACGGUAAGAGAUUGUUCAAUGAAAUUUCUCUAUAUGUUAGUGACUGUAAAUAGUAUUUUCUAUUGUACGGUUUAUACUGUUGAAUGUACAAAUGUACAUUGAUAUAAAUAUAUCAAUGUUCGCUACAAUCAGUGUUGUAACAAGUCGAGUCACUGACUCGAGUCGACUUGCCAUUUUCUGUGACUCAACUCAACUCAAAUCCACUAUAGGAAACAUGACUCGAGUCAACAUGCACAAGUAACUCGACUCUGACUCGACUAUAUAGGUUAUUCCUGCCGUAAAAGACUCGAGACAAGUAGGAACUUCUUCAGAAUAAACUUAUGAAAAGUAUUAUAGUCGGGAAGGAAAAUGAUGCCGGAAACAGCUUUGUACAUAAUAACUACAGUGAAAUACGCAAUCUGAUUGGUCAAUACCCGUGCAGGAUCUGACAAUGCUGCACGGAAAAUUGUUUAAAUGCCUUGGCGCAGACUUUUCAAACUGUCUGACAAUGAAAACAUUUUAACGUGUGAAGUUAACACUAUAGUAAACGAGAUACAAGUUAACAAAAACAGCGAACGAAGGUUGCACUGACUACAGAUUGACGAGUUGGUCAAGGACAAAAACAAUUUUAAUACGCUGUGAACAUUUUUAAAGGUAAACGAUAGUUUAUUUAUUAACAUUUUCUAUUCACAAAGAAAGUAGUAAAUCAAAUUUAUGAAAAAAUACAUAUCAGUAACAUUAUUCACAAAACAACAACAACAACAACUCUCACUUCACAAUAGUCCAUUCAGAUCGAGAAUCUUCCAAACUUCGGCUCUCUGUUUAGCGGUUGUUCCAUCGGAUGUCAAUGUUAACUUCAGUAAGCAGCAGUGAACUAGAACUGUUAUUUUAUUAUACUAUAUUUAAUUGGUUUACAUGUAAAGCAUCGCUGUAUAUUUCGUUGUUGUUUUGAUUUUUUCAAGCCGUUAAAGAACAUUUGUGGGAGGUACCCACUUAUUCUGUCUCUGAUUGGUUAGUUCACGAUUGUUGUGAGAAUUGCAAAUUUCAUCUAUAGUUAUUUUAUAAAACAAUUAUAAAUAAAACUAUGCAAUUAUUUAUAAAACUAUUCCGUGCAGGAUAGCGUCAUUCAUGCACUUGAGAUGUUGCUCGACCUUCUGAAAGCGUAAAAAACCACUCACAUGCGGUUCGUGUUUUUUUUACGCUUUUCGAAAGUAUUCUGGUCCCCAGAACCUUUCUGCCGCGACCGGAAGAAAAUGAAUCUUAUUGGAGUAGGGACGAGAUUGAAUCACUUCAUGAAUUCUAUAGCUUAAUUAUGCCAAAUUAAAACGCUUCAGCUCCAGGUAACUCACUGGAAAAAAAUAGCGUAUCCGUACUAUGGAAUUUGCAAUUGCAUCGCUGAAUACACAGUGUAUCCGUUCUGUAUCCGUAGUAUGGAAAUUGCAAUUAGUAUGAAAAUUGGAUUUCCGUAUACCGUUUUCGAUGAAGAUCCUUACUAUUUCCAUAGUAAGGAUUUUGAAAAAAUUCCAGUGACUUUGAUGAAUUCCCUGGCCCAACUCUCAAUUAUUCAGUCAUUAUCUCGACUCGAUAGAAGCCAGUGACUCGACUUGAGUGGAACAGUUAGCCUUUCUCGUGCUCAGCUCUUCCGCCGUGUUGGGGUACUGCCUCUGAGCCUCUCCCAAGUCUGAGAUAUAAACACCAUGAAUUUCGACUUUUUGUCACUGUAGUUGUGCGUAUAAAGGUAUAUUUACAGUUACAACUUCGAAAAGUCGCUUUUCACAUUGCUCUAAGGCGAUACUCCAAAAAAUGGUGGAUGUUGGCCUUCGUGAGAAAGGCUAAUUGACUCGACUCGACUUGAUCGGACACUGAAAUGACCCGACUCGAACUGGCUGGCUACAAUGACUAUUGACUUACCGUUCCAAAUGGUGAACAUGAAAACAUUUUUUGCACUUUACUUGGCUGAAAUUGAACAUUGGAAUCGAUGGAUAAUCGCAGUGACUAUAUAUAUAUAUAUAUAUAUAUAUAUAUAUAUAUAUAUAUAUAUAUAUAUAUAUAUAUAUAUAUAUAUAUAUAUAUAUAUAUAUAUAUAUAUAUAUAUAUAUAUAUAUAUAUAUAUAUAUGCAAAAUCUUACCUGCAUUGAGCACUCUUCAGAUACGUGUCAGCAUCGACAAACAAGAUAUAUAUAUAUAUAUAUAAAGACAAAACUAGAAAAGAGCUACACAACAUUUUCGAGCAAUUUGACCUGAAAAUCACCGCCGAAGUAAAGUUGAACGUUGUUACUUUCGACCUGAUCAACGCAAAACACAAACCAUACAGGAAACCCAAUGACGAUCCAUUGUACAUCAACAGACACUCAAACCAUCCACCAAGCAUUACAAGAUAAUUACCUACGGCUAUCAACAAACGCAUUGCACUUCUCUCAUCGGACGAACAAACAUUUAAGGAAUCUACACCUAUUUACCAGAACGCUCUUAGACAUAGUAACUUUGAUCACGAAUUUACGUACACUCAGGAUGCACCGCAACGGACACGUAGGAAUAGGCAACGCGACAUAAUUUGGUUCAACCCACCAUUUAGUAAGAGUGUUAACACGAACAUAGAACGGGAAUUAUUAAGUUUAAUUGACAAACACUUCCCACUACAGCACAAACUAUACAGAAUUUUUAACAGAAACACUUUAAAAGUAAGCUACAGUUGCAUGAACAACGUUAAGUCUAUAAUCACCAAACACAACGCACAUGUAAUUAGGAACAGUCAAUCACAGAAUACGGAAACUGACAACUGUAACUGCGACAACAAAAACACUUGCCCACUACCGAAACAAUGUAUGACCAACAACAUUAUUUACAAAGCUACAGUCACAACGAACAACACGAACGACACUAAACACUACAUUGGUAUGGCAGCGACUACAUUUAAGGAACGUUACGCUAACCACACUUCAUCUUUUCGUCAUAAAAAAGACUCAAACAAAACGGAACUUUCGAAACAUAUUUGGAAAUUAAAAGAAAACAAUCAGGAUUAUACCAUCAAAUGGUCAAUUUUAAAACCCGCUAUUUCGUACACAGGGGGAUCAAAACGCUGCAAUUUAUGUUUGGAAGAAAAAUUUUGCAUUUUGAAAGACAUAAACAAAGACAAUUUACUCCAUAAAAGAAGCGAAAUUUUCGGCAAAUGUCGUCACAAAAACCGGUUUCGAGCCAACAAGGUCGUUAACAAAACCUAAUGACCCAAGCAUUCAUUGUUUCGCCUAAGCAUUGUUUUGCCAACAUGCACUCCGCACAUUCUUUCGAUAGCAUAAAAGCAACCUACAAUUUCGAAAAUGCUCACCACCUGAUGAUUCUAUACGGAUGAAACAGACUGUUGUGGUUUUUUGAGGUAAAACGAAAAGGAAUUUGUUCCGGUGUCUACAUUUCGACAAUAGUUCAUUUCUAGAGUUCAAGAAGCUGAGUUUAGGGUAAUAAAUAAUUAGAAAAUUUCCCCGCAGGCAUAAGUUGCAUCGUUUUGUUUUGUUUGAGUAGAUUGUAGCUUGUAGCUUGUAGCUUGUUUUUUGUUUGUUCAAUUAAGUUUGUCUUCUAAUCUUAUUAGCUCUACUACAGUAUUAAGUACUCUACUCUACUCAUAUAUGAUUCCAAACUCGAUACUUGUCUAUAUAUAUAUAUAUAUAUAUAUAUAUAUAUAUAUAUAUAUAUAUAUAUAUAUAUAUAUAUAUAUAUAUAUAUAUAUAUAUAUAUAUAUAUAUAUAUAUAUAUAUAUAUAUAUAUAUAUAUAUAUAUAUAUAUAUCGACACUUGUAUUACCCAUCUACCCCAAUAUACCUUUCCAAAUGCAUUUACGAUACUAAAAACAAACGUAAUAUAGUAUGUAUACGCGUCUGUUGAGCGUUGGUUUCUUUUUCACGAGACUUCGGAAACUUUUGUAUGCCUAUCUAAAAAAGAAUCAACCGAAGGAACAUGCAUUUGAAGAGCGCUAAGUAUACAGUGAUAGCCACUUGCACUUAUAACCAUCACCGAUUUGCCGGAUCAAAGAUAAGCCAAUCUCGUCCCUCUAGCCCGCCUUAAUUUUGGCAGCCGAAUAAUCAAUCCAUGCAUACCUGAAUUCAAAGCUGCUCAAGCUGGUCGGUUAUUAGAAGCUGUUUAUAUAUGGAAGCCGGGCUGGCCCGUUUAGCGAGACAGCCCGGUAAGUGAAUAUGUUUUGUGUUUAUAUACGAAAAAUAUUUAUCCCGAUUGUCGGGAUGAUUUUGUUGUUUUUGAGUGUUUAUAUGGAGAACUUUUCAUCCCGGUGAUUGUUCGAGCAAGUAAUGUUGAAGUCUCCCACACCAGCUGUGUGAAAUUUUUUGGGUUUUUUAUGACUAGGUCUAUAUGUCAGAAAGAGUAUGUUAUAUACGCCUAAUGUUUGCUCCCGAGGGAAAUAGUUACUUUUGUUUUCCUGCGAGUUUGGGAAACAUUGAGAUUCGAGGGACAACAAAACAAACUGACAAGGGGAACAGACAUUAAGUGUUUUGUGAUAUAGCGACGAAGAAAAAAUAGACAUAACAUUCGUAAAACAAUAAUAUUUCAUGAAUAGAACUCUUCAAUGUAAGUUGUUUUGACAAUAAAAGAACCUGCUAAAAAGUGUUUGAACAGCAUUUCUUUUUUUUGCCUAUUGAGUAUUUUUCUUCUCUGUUUGAUACUGUAUUCUUUUCGUAAACUAGAAAAACGUCCUUUCUAAAUUUUUCACUCCGUUUUGAGGAUUUAUCUGGUGGGUGCGGGCAACAAUUUUUCACAUUUAAAUUCACGUGACUACAAAUCAGCCAAUCACGUUUAGUUUGAGCCCUAGCUAUAUAACAAUUUGACUUAUACAUGUUUCGUUCUGUAUAUCUGCAGAUAUUCUUUAUCCUUCGCAAGAAAAACAACCAGAUUACAUUUCUACAUGUUUAUCACCAUACAUCCAUACUAGUACUGUGGUGGAUUGGUAUUAAAUGGGUUCCUGGAGGCUCGUGUAAGUAAACAUAGUUGCUUCAUUUCUUGAAUUUCGACUGUGCAUGGAAGACUGGAAGAAUUAGAAUAUUCAUAUCAAAGUAUUCAACUGUUCAAUCAUUAUUUGAAGAUGCAAAAGUUGCUCAAAGAACAAUCCGUUUGCGCACGGUUGACUCGCUUUAAAUUUAGAAAAUGUAUUCAUAUUCUCUUAGGUGUACUUUUCUUUACUUUACCUUACUUUUACUUUACUUUACUUUACUUUACUUUACUUUACUUUACUUUACUUUACUUUACUUUACUUUACUUUACUUUACUUUACUUUACUUUACUUUACACAGUUGGCAACAUAUGCAUGCUAGUACAGAAAUUAUUUAAUCUGCAAUUCUGUUGUACCUAGAGGUGAAACACAAAUGAUGAUUGAACAGUUCAUGUUAUAGUUCACCAGCAACCUGUUGCAAGCACAGAACACGUCAUUUGAAUGUGUAUAGUUGAAACUCCGAUUUAGUCUAUAUGUUGAAGUGACAAAAUAAAUAUCGAUUGUAUUAUUUAAUCUACUUCCCCUUGCAAAAUAGUUUUUUAACAUUUUUAAAAUGCGCAUUUUUUCAUUGUGGGUGCGCUCAGAAAAAUAUAUGCGACGCAUUUUUGGCGAUUUUGCCACACCCUACACCCUUUGUGACGGUUUUCUAUUAACCCCUUUGAAAAUUACGUGUUCUCGCCCACUCCACUCCACGAAAUAAUUCCUUACUCCUUGCAGGCUUGUGUUAGUUGCGCAGACAAAAACAAUAGAAAGGGACUGGAACUGGACGUCAAUUUCCGCUAUCAUUGGCUUCGACCUGAGUUCUUACUCCAGUUCUAUAUGGAGGUCACUGGGUAGAAAUUUUGAAUUGCUGAACUAUCUAAACUGUCAAAAGCAAACUUUCAGAUUAAAACUAAAUACGUACAAUCGUAAAAAAAACAGUUCAUUUUUGGCCGUGACAAAAUCCCCUGCCAAUGACGUCAUUUUACUUGCAUAUCAAACAAACUGAAUAUUUAAAGUGCUUAUGACACGAAAUUUCACCCCAAAUGUUUAUGAUUGCAUUGUAAAGAUCAUUUAAAAUGACUUAAUAAUUUCUUUUAUAGAAUUUUGGUAACUUGCUUUCUUUGCAAGAUAUUCAACUUUGUUUCAUAUGCAAAUAUCACCGGUGUGACAUCACAUCGCAUAAUGACAUUUUGAAAACGCAAUAUUUUACCUUGAUAAAAUAUGUUUACAAACAAAUACAGAGGGUUAAUUACGAGUUAUGAAAUUAAUAGAUAUACAAGGGCAAUUGUUAAGUUUUUUAGAUACGUAUUCGUCAAGAAAACUAUACUUUCUGAAAACUCAUUAUGUGAUGUGAUAUCACACCGGUGAUAUUUGCAUAUGAAACAAAGUUGAAUAUCUUGAAAAGGGAACAAGUUACAAAAAUUCUAUAAAAGAAAGUAUUAAGUAAUUUUAAGUGAUCUUUACAAAGCCACCAUAAACCUUUGGGGUGAAAUUUCGUGUCAUAGGCACUUUAACAAUUAUUCGCCGAAGGCGAAGUGAUUAUCGGGCAAUAUUCACCGAGACGAAGUCGACUCGAGGUGAAUAUUUAUCACUUAUUUACUGAGACCGAGGGAAACAGUGUGUUUUGUGGACCCGAGACCGUCGAUGUUUGCCGAGGCGAAGCCGAGGGAAACAUCGACGGUCGAGGGUCCACAAAACACACUGCUUUCCCGAGGUCUCAGUAAAUAAGUGUUUUAUUAUUUAACAAUUAGUCGCCGAAGGCGAGGUGAUUACAAGCCUUUAUUCACUGAGCCGAAGGCGAAGUGAAUAUAGGCUUGUAAUCACCGAGCCUGAGGCGACUAAUUGUUUUAGUAUAAAUUUCCAGGUGUUUACAAACAAUAAUCCACACAACUUUAUAAAAAUUCACUUCAAAUAAAUUUAUUUUCACUAUAAAUAGUUUGUUUACAAAAUUUAAAUCUCAGACACGGCUCUGUGUCGCGUUGCGACUAACCCAGUUUUUUUCCAAAUAAAAGCACGUAAAGUUUAAUAUUUUACCUUGAAAUAUUUUUAAACCAUAUUUUGUAGCUUGUUUGGGUUUUUUCGGAAUGCUAUCUUCUUUAAUUUUGGCAAUUUCCUCCUCUGUUACUACGGCAAAACGAGCAGCCAUUUUGAAAAAAAAGCUAUAGUCACUGACCAGUGACUAUCACUUGAAUCUUGACCAAUCAGAAUGCAGAAAAAUCAAUAGUCACCUGGAAAUUUAUACUAAAUAUCAAUAGUCAAAGAAACAACAAAUUAAAGAACAAAUGAACGUAAAUACAUAAAAUAUUUUAUUGUUAAAACAUUAAAUUUAACACUACAGUUACUUAAAGGAAAGUUUAAAUUACUAGGCAUGUCCAAAGGUCGCACCUUCACGUGAUGGCGCACGUGAUUUUUUUUCGUUAUUCGCCGGUCGAUAACGUAUUGUUUCCCUCUCGCGCUGUUGCGAGGGAAACAGUCUAAUUUCGUCACUCUCACGUGAUAUGCUCUCGACCAAUAAAACACUAGAAAAUUGCGACUUUGACUAUUGGUAUAUAAUAAUUAACAAUUAUUCGCCGAAGGCGAGGUGAUUAACGGUGAAUAAAAACCGAGACGAAGUCGAGGUUUUUAUUCACGAUAAUCACCGAGCCUGAGGUGAAUAAUUGUUUUAGUAUAAUUUCAUAGGUGAUUAUUUGGAAAAAAAUAAGAAAAUGUCACAUUUCUUCGUCAUUUAAUUGACAAAAAGGCUUCGGCCGCCAUUUUGAAAAUCGCUUAGGUGAUUAUCGCGUAAUAAUCACCUCAACGGCAACCAAUCAGCGUGGAGAAUUUUCAAUAAUCACCUAUGUAAUUAUACUAAUCCCCGAUAGUCACCGAGCCUGAGGCGAAUAAUUGUUUUAGUAUUUUUAUACACAAGUCUUUCGUGUUUUUGGGACUGAAUUUAUUUUAAUUUCGCUUAUUCCUUUAUCAAUAACUUCCACAAAACGGCUAGCCGCCAUUUUGCAAAUUUCGGUUUUGCUAUGUUCAACUGUAGGUGAAUAUAACAGCUUAAUACGUCAAAUUUGACCAAUCAACUUGUAGGAUUUGUACAUGUUAUAUUCACUUGUGCAAAAAUGUUAAUGAACAAUUAUUCACCGAAGUGGAGAUGAAUAGUGCAAGGAUAUCCGGAGAUGAGCAACCAAUCAAAUUGCACGAAAAGCACUAUCCACUUCCCGAUUAUAUUUAUAACUAGAAGUUACUAUCGCAAGUGAAGUGCUGCCUUGCAUUCAUAUCGUUGUGGGUGGGGUUCUUUUCCCAAAUAAAGAAAACAAACCAGAAUGAAUUUGUGUAAAAUUAAAAUUCUUUUAAUUACAGUUAUCAUUAAAAACAUUUACCACUUAACAUGUUUAAUAUGUAGAUAUAUAAAAGAUAGCCUAAGAUUGGUUACAAGAGAGACACACAAGCUAAGAAAUGAAUCAGACACAAGAACAAGAAAUGUCUGAGUAUGAGGCAAGAACUUAAGAAUCUGUAAACUAUUGCGAGUUACUCACUGACAAGGAUGGCGCCAGCCAGUGAUAUGCAUGCAAGCUUUUAAGCCAUAAGUAAAUAACCCGGGGCUGGGUACACAAUUGCAAAAUAUUUUCUUAUUUUGCUUAAUAUUGUGCUACGCUAGUUCUAUUGCAGAACUGGAAAUUUCUUAUCACUCAGAAAAUAUGGGAGAAUGCUAAAUAAGGGACGUAAAUAAAUGUACCGGUAACACCUCGCUUUAGCUAUACGGUAUUUAUACAGGGAUUACAGGUAAGACAAAAUAAAGUUUGAAACAAUAAAAAAAUGCACCACAAUUUUUUUAUUAAUUUAAUUUAAACAUAUUAAUACCAUAACUAAUAUUAAACAAUAUAACAUUCAUGGAAGCAUAAUGUUCCAGCCAUUACAGUACCCAUAUCAGAACGCACCACAAAUUUUUAAAUAUAUACCCCAACAUAACACAACAUAACUAAUAUUAAAUAUUGUUAUAUAGUUAGUGUCAAUUUUUCUGUUUGCAUUAGUCAAAACCAUAUCACGUGCCGGUCCACAAGAGUCUAGUUCACUGCAUGCCAAAGCGAGGGGGCAACCGGUUCAAAAUGAAACAAUUAUUGACCAAUCUAUAACAGAAUGGGUACCGUACAAUGUGCAUGUGUACAAUGUGCAUGUGCAUCAACCGUGAAGUUCCAAAGUUCAUUUUUUUAAACUUUAUUAAACAUUUACGGCGUUACAUUUGUCUAGUUUUGGUUUCAAAGUUCACUCCAAUAACUGGUAAAUUAUUCAUACUUUGACACUUAUACACUUAUAUACUCGACCGCCGUUGUUGCCCUCGGCUUUGCCUCGGGCAACAACGGCGGUCUCGGGUCCACAAAACACGCUAUCCCUCGAUCUCAGUAAAUAAGUGAUAAAUAUAACAUGAAUGGCAGCAUAAUGUUCCAGCCAUAUGACAGUAUAACUAUAUACAGUAAUUAGUUAAUGUAUUUAGUAUUUAACAGACUAUAACUUUUAGUAUUUAACACUAUAAUUCAACUCAGUCACUUUCUCAUUUUAACGCAAAAUAUUCUCAAGUAACAUAUACGAACAAAUAUUAACAUAAUCAUAAUGACCAUUAUUAUAACCAAUUGAAAUAUUUAUCUUGCAAACAACUUGGGUAAAUUUUCAUUCGUAUACAAUUAUGUGUUCCAAUGUGGGCACGAUACUGCUCAAUUGAUAUUCCCAUAAUAACAAUAUUAAUAAUAAAUGAUAAUAAACUAUCACUGUGAUUAUUUAUACCUUGAAGUACGAUGUUCUUAUCAAGCUCAAACAGAUUUUUUACUCCACUUGUUUAUAUGCAUGGAGAGAUGUAUCACUUGUAUCAUUGGCACAUAAAAAUUUUAUAAUAAAAAUACAGUUGAUUCAUUCGUUUCAAUGGGUAAAAUAAUUCGACCAUUGUUAUUUGUGAUCAAACGUUCAUCUUACCUUGAAAAAUAUUUCGAUAAACAGCCAUACAUAAAAUUUGCAGCAAGCUGGAAUCAAAAUUUAAUACAACAGGCAACAACAAAGUUGACAAACAGACACGCGAAUUAAACGUGUUUACAAAUUGUAAUGGUUCAUGGUGGUGUUCAACAACAUCUGAAGUAAAUAUACACUGGAGAACUCCAUGUCUUGAUGUAAUUUUUGAAUACAAACAGAAAGAAAAUCGUAAAUUAAUAGGAAAAUCCUUCGGCUGGCCUUUGCAGUUUGCAUCGCGUUUAUACAUAAAUUGUCGAUUCACCCCUCAUUUUAAAAACAUCCUUGAGCCCCCCCCCCCCCUAAAUCUUACCAGACAGACAAACCGAAAGAAAGACACCCAAAUAUCGAGAUUUCACAAACAUAUAUAUCGCGCGAAAGACUAGGUCGAGUGAACUCUGGCAAAACAAAAGGGCGUCAAGAAUAGGGAGCUGCCUACGGCAGCAAUUAUUCGCCGGUGAGGUGAGGCGAGGUGAUUAUCGGGGAUUAGUAUAAAUUCCAGGUGACUAUUGAUUUUUCUGCAUUCUGAUUGGUCAAGAUUCACUGUCUCUGAAGUGAUAGUCACUGGUCAGUGACUAUAGCUUUUUUUUCAAAAUGGCUGCUCGUUUUGCCGUAGUAACAGAAGAGCAAAUUGACAAAAUUAAAAUAGAUAGCAUUCCGAGGAUAUUUUAAGGUAAAAUAUUAAACUUUACGUGCUUUUAUUUGGAAAAAAAACUGACUUAGUCGCAACGCAACACAGAGCCGUGUCUGAGAUUUAAAUUUUGUAAACAAACUAUUUAUAGUGAAAAUAAAUUUAUUUGAAGUGAAUUUUUAUAAAGUUGUGUGGAUUAUUGUUUGUAAACACCUGGAAAUUUAUACUAAAACAAUUAGUCGCCUCAGGCUCGGUGAUUACAAGCCUAUAUUCAAUUCGCCUUCGGCUUAGUGAAUAUAGGCUUGUAUUCACCGAGGUCGGGAAUCUUCGAGUUAAGCCCUUCGAGUUAAGCCCCUCGAGUUAAGCCCUUUUCGAGUUAAGCCCCGGUCACGCCCUGUUUUGCCAUGACCACGCCCCUUUUCCAAAAGGGCUUAACUCGAAGAACGAAACACGAUUUGGGUCAUUCGAGUUAAGCCCGGGGGCUUAACUCGAAGUUUGACAAAAAAGUUGUUGCUCGAGUUAAGCCCCGACUUUUGAAGUAUGUCAACGAGUGCAAUUAUUAAAUUGUCAAAUUUUCAAUACAAAAAAGCCAAAGGCAAAGCACAGAAAUUUUCCCAAAAAGAACUUGUAUAUCGCUAAUGUAAUACGAUUAUCUAAAACAAUCACAACUAUUAUCGUUAACAAUAUUUUAGGUUUUUCAUAUUUAAAUUAAUAUUAAAUUUAACAACACUCAACAGGUAAUUACUUUUAGUGGAUCGUUUAUCCACAACAAAACAACAAAACAAUAUUUUAAUUAUAAAGUAGAUAGAAUCCUAACUCGUUCCUUUUGUUUGAAUGUGCACAAUAUCGACAAAUUAACAGUUUUACUGUAACAAAAAAGGUACAACCUUCUCCCAUCACCUUGAACAAAACUAAUCUAUUAAGAAAAUGAUCGAAAAUGACAGCACGUAAUAACUAAAGAAAAAGAGAGGAAAGGGAAGGAAUUUCGGUAUAGAAUGAUCUGUCUUUGACAACUUGCGCCCAGAGACUCACGCCUCAUACGCACAUGUACAGUAAUUUUAUUAGCCAAAGGAAUGGUUAUGAAUCACGAAUGGGUUUCAUUUGUGUAAACAAAUUAUCACGGGGAGAAAUUGUUACAUUUGAGUAAUAUACCCAAAUGUAACAAUUUAUCCCCGUAAUAAUGGCGCUACGUCACCAUUUCGUUUAUAAAAUUACUAAUGGCUCAGCAAAUAUUCCCUUUUUAAUAAUACAAGUCAACGUAGCGCCAUUAUCACGGGGAGAAAUUGUUACAUUUGAGUAAAAUACCCAAAUGUAACAAUUUAUCCCCGUGAUAAUUUGUUUACCCAAAUGAAACCAUUCGUGAUUCGUAACCAUUUGGCUAAUAAAAUGACUGUACAUGUGCGUAUGAGGCGCGAGUCUCUGGGCGCAAGUUGUCAAAGACAGAUCAUUCUAUACCGAAAUUCCUUCCCUUUCCUCCCUUUUUCUUUAGUUUUUACAUGCUGUCAUUUUCGAUCAUUUUCUUAAUAGAUUAGUUUUGUUCAAGGUGAUGGGAGAAGGUUGCACCUUUUCUGUUACAGUAAAACUGUUAAUUUGUCGAUAUUGUGCACAUUGAAGCAAAAGGAACGAGUUAUGAUUCUAUCUAUUUUAUAAUUAAAACAUUGUUUUGUUGUUUUGUUGUGGAUAAACGAUUCACUAAAAGUAAUUACCUGUUGUUAAAUUUAAUAUUAAUUUAAUAUGAAAAACCUAAAAUAUACCUAAAAUACGAUAAUAGUUGUGUUUGUUUUUGAUAAUCGUAUUGCAUUAGCGAUAUAUAAGUUCUUUUUGGGAAAAUUUCUGUGCUUUGGCUUUUUUGUAUUGAAAAUUUGACAAUUUAAUAUUGCACUCGUUGACAUACUUCAAAAGUAGGGGCUUAACUCGAGCAACAACUUUUUUGUCAAACUUCGAGUUAAGCCCCGGGGCUUAACUCGAAUAACCCAAAUCGUGUUUCGUUCUUCGAGUUAAGCCCUUUUUGAGAAAGGGCGUGGUCUUGGCAAAACAGGGCGUGGUCGGGGCUUAACUCGAAAAGGGCUUAACUCGAGGGGCUUAACUCGAAGGGCUUAACUCGAAGAUUCCCGACCUCUAAUCACCUCGCCUUCGGCGACUAAUUGUUAAAUAUUCGCCGAGACGAAGUCGAGGUGAAUAUUCCUCGAUAAUCACCGAGCCUGAGGCGAAUAAUUGUUUUAGUAUUUUUACACAAGCUAGCUUUUGUGUUUUUUGAGACUGAAUUUAUUUUAAUUUCGCUUAUUUCUUUAUCAGUAAACUUCCACAAAACGGGUAGCCGCCAUUAUCAAAAUUUCUGUUUUGUUAUAUUCACCUGUAGGUGAAUAUAACAGCUUCUUACGUCAAAUUUGACCAAUCAACGUGUAGGAUUUGUUAUGUUCACUUGUGCAAAAAUACUAUUUGCCAAUAUUAACUUUUGCCAUAGAUACUCGAGAGAUGGAUAGUGCUUUUCCGCAAUUUGAUUGGUUGCUCCGCUCCAGAUAUUCUUGGACUAUUCACCUCAAGAUCAAAACAAAAUGUCUUCCCGUUUUGUUCCGAUGACAGACGACACUUUUCGCCAAUCCCAUUUAAGGCCACUGGUCAUUUUUGUUGUGGCUUAUGCUAAAACAAUUAUUAACCUUUCGGUGUUGGUUAACAGUGCAUCGACGUUUGUCACGCUUCGCUUCUCGGUGAAUAUACUUGCACUAUUCUCCUCCACUUCGAUCUCAUCAACUCUCCUCAAAAUUUGAAUCAGCUCAGAGUUGAUGAGAGUUGGCGGUCAAACGCGAGCUACAGUUCCAAGUCUCAUCCUUGUUUGACCAGGACUUAACAUAAUGGGAGAUUUAAAUUGUCUCGUAAUCCUUUUAUUUUUUUCAGCUUUUUAUAGUUCUAUGGUCAAUUCCUUUGUUCAUGUUGUGAUGUAUACAUAUUAUGGUUUGAGUGUAUUUCCUUCAAUUCGGAGUUAUUUGUGGUGGAAACGAUACCUCACGCAGCUUCAACUGGUAACAAUUUGGUUGCAAUUAACCUUAAUUUUUACGCAUUACUGAUGCAUUCCUGAAGCAUUCUCUGUUUUGAUUGGCUGCUGGCCUACAAAUAAUUCUGUAUAUCGCGCAGUUAUGACGUCACGCAUGCAGAUAAUAUUUUGCGACAUCUACAUAUGACGUCGUAGAAUAAUCGCAACCCCAGCAAAAGCCAGCUUGUUUACCGAAGAAAAAAAUAAAGCUGUGGUUGGUUGUAACUGAAAGCGAUUUACAAAAACCUUUAGACGAAAAAGAAGCGGAAAACACGAAACAAGCUACAAUGAGGUUUCAACUAUAGUAACUUGAAGAGAAAAAGAUCAACAAACCUCAAGAGAAUGAGGCCAUUGCUGAAGUCAUAAAAUUAUUUUUCUGACACAAUUUUGUUUUUUGUAUAUGUCGUAAUAAAGAAAUUAUUGAAUUCGUUUUUUACUGAUCUGCCUGAGCCUACCACAUCCAUUAAUUAUUAAUUGCAUGAUACUACAAUUAAGGAAUUGGUAUACUAUCUAGACAGGCAGGGUGUUGCUGUGCAUAUGCAUGCCGUUCACUCAUAAUUUCCACGAAUACUCCAGUUUUGUGUUUCUUCCGAUUGUCUUAGGGAUUACAGUUUAAUUUAGAUGGUUAAUCCACGCUUCUGCCUUUACCAGGGUAUAGAGAGUUUAAGCUUCACGUUCAUACGUCAAACAACAAACAUCGAGCAAAGAUUUAAGGCAAUAAAGAGUAAAUGAACUUGUUAUUCUAAAACUGUAAUAUAUAAUGAUUCUUUUGACACAAGAAAUAAAAUAUGAUGCAAAGAAGUUCAACAAAAAUUCUGCCAAGAAAAUUCGACUCUGCCGUUUGCCGUUGAGCUCAAACCUGAAGCUUAAACCCCCUCGUAAUUUUUAAAGUUACUUCAGUGGAUAAAGGGGAAUUCUAUAUUAAUCUUCACCAACAUGAAAACCACAGCAAAACGUUUUUACAAUUUACACUUCCAGAUUCAGUUUGUAUCGUACCUCAUGCAAGCAAUCCUUGGACUUCGUGAGAACUGUGGCUUUCCACGAUGGAUGGGUUACGGGAUGCUUCUUUAUAUGGUCUCAAUGCUCACUUUAUUCGGAAACUUUUACUACAAAACUUACCGCGAUGCAAAAAGCAAACAGGAGGGAAAGCAUAACAGUCGAAAUGACACUGUGGUGAAUGGGGUAACUCAGAACGGAAGCCAGAAGAAACUUAACUGAAAAACAGAUGAUGUAUCCAUAUACUUGAUUUUAAAAUAGAUAGGAUAUGAUUUUAAUUAAAAUAGAUAGGAUAUGAUUUUAAAAUAAUAUGCAUGCAAGAUCAAACUGAUCAUAUUGAUUCAUGGUCACGCAUCCAACAGUACCCUCGAAUCACUACGUGAAAGCGGUUCUAUAUUGCUACGAAUUUGUAACUUAAUAGUUAAUAGUCAGAAGAUGAAUUAAAUUAUAUUAA
Messenger RNA from Paramuricea clavata, 15140 nucleotides. Lineage: Eukaryota; Metazoa; Cnidaria; Anthozoa; Malacalcyonacea; Plexauridae. The record is from the annotation of a GenBank genome assembly.